GCCUUCUGAUUGGUGGAAACCAGCAGGAAGCGAGCUCGGGUUGUGAGAUUUGUCGAGUUAAGGCAGACCAGACUCUACAAACGGGUUGCUGCGAUAGAUGCGCCAUCACUUCAGAUCAUAAAGUACUACUUGUUUCUUUGUGGCCAUCUGCUUGACUGUGGCAAAGUCAGGACAAAUCCGCGUACGUUUCAGCCGCAUUUUAGGAAGAGUCACUUACCCUUACGUUUCCGGAAAUACAGCGUAGAGGGCAUCGGUGUGAGGAUGGCUGCGUACAAGCUUGUCCUGAUCCGCCAUGGAGAGAGCUGUUGGAACCAGGAGAACCGCUUCUGUGGCUGGUUCGACGCGGAUCUGAGUGAGACAGGGGAGCAGGAGGCAAAGAAGGGAGGACAGGCCCUAAAAGAUGCUGGCUAUGAAUUUGACGUUUGCUACACCUCUGUCCUGAAGAGGGCUAUCCGCACCCUGUGGUUUGUUCUGGAUAGCAUCGACCAGAUGUGGCUGCCUGUCAUCCGGACCUGGCGCCUCAAUGAGCGCCACUACGGUGGCCUGACUGGGCUGAACAAGGCUGAAACAGCAGCCAAACAUGGAGAGGCCCAGGUCAAGGUCUGGAGACGCUCUUUUGACAUUCCUCCCCCACCCAUGGAUGAGGGGCAUGACUUCUAUCAGGCCAUAAGCAAGGACCGGCGUUAUGCUGACCUGACGGAGGACCAGCUUCCAUCCUGUGAGAGUCUCAAGGACACCAUUGCCAGGGCACUGCCUUUCUGGAAUGAGGAGAUUGUUCCACAGAUCAAAGAGGGAAAGCGGGUGCUGAUUGCUGCCCACGGCAACAGUCUUCGGGGUAUCGUUAAGCAUCUCGAGGGUAUGUCAGAGGAGGCCAUCAUGGAGCUGAACCUGCCCACUGGCAUCCCCAUUGUCUAUGAGCUGGACAAGAACCUGAAGCCUUUAGGACCCAUGCAGUUCCUGGGAGACGAGGAGACCGUCAGGAAGGCCAUGGAAGCUGUGGCUGCUCAGGGCAAAGUCAAGAAAUAGACUCAUCCUCCCUCUGGGAGCUAGAUUAGAGAUCAGUCAUGUGCUGUUCAGUUAUCAAAUUAAAUUAAAGUCAUUUCCACUUGGUGUCAUCAAACACUUGCACGUACACGCACAAGCACACAGUGUGCACUUUAUUUAAAUAAUUCCCAGCUUCACACAAAUGUACAAUCUGGUCUUUGAUUUGGUUUGUGUCAUAUUGAAACAUACAUUUCAUUAUUAGACAACAGAUAGCUGUAAUAUGGUUUAACCACUGACCAAAAUACAGUUAGAGAGUUAGAGACCAGCAAAUACGAUUAAACAUAGACUAACCCUGUAGAAUCAUUCCAAGUAUUCCUUCCUAUUUACAAUCUAUGUAGGUGAAGCUCAGUGGGAACCUAUAUAUAACCUAUAAAGUAACACUGGUUGUUGUUAAAAGGGCAAGCUGAUGCUGUGCACCGGUGGUUUUUGUUUGCUGUGGCAUUGUGAGAAAAACAAUAAAUGUCAUUAUGUGAUUAAAUUUUUUAUCAGU
Monopterus albus (swamp eel) is the source of this 1534-nucleotide messenger RNA. RefSeq names its product phosphoglycerate mutase 1b (gene pgam1b). NCBI's taxonomy places the organism in Eukaryota, Metazoa, Chordata, Actinopteri, Synbranchiformes, Synbranchidae. Bases 262 to 1026 code for a protein of 254 amino acids. The transcript has 4 exons. Gene Ontology annotation, molecular function: intramolecular phosphotransferase activity. Gene Ontology annotation, biological process: glycolytic process. The record is from RefSeq and is a predicted model, not a curated record.